CCUCUUCCGUUUCUUUGCUGUCAAUAUUCGAAGUCAUAUGUUACAUUAACAUAUGUCUUUAAACUAACUUUUUAAAGUUCACAUUUUAGAUAGCUGAGUUACACUAGUAAUUGAUUGUUAACGAAAGUAAUACUUAAUAGGACUGCGUGAAAAUGAAUGGGGCAAACAACAAUUGUGCAAUCUGGAAGCAGUGCGACAGCGAUAGCGGCGAUAGCGUGUCUACAUUUUCCUCUGCACCACUUUGGAAUCAUAAAGGAGUCAAGUGCGCCUCACUGCUAUCGCAUGAAAUGCAAUCGCUGGAAAAGAAAUUACAACGCAUUAUAUUUAUACAGCAAACGGAUCAAUCGUAUCACUUGGCACUUGACGAUAUUCGUGAUCAGUCCGAAAUCUCUUUGUUGGUGGAGCCCAGUUUUUAUGGACGCCAUUGCAGUACAUCUGUUAUCGCAAUUGCCACAUCGAAUAAUACCUAUAUUUUUGAUGUCCGUGCACUGGGUAAAAUAUUCAAGUCACUGUCGGAGCUGCUGGAAGCAAAAGUUCCUCGCAAAAUAAUGCACUACAGCCAUCGGAUCUGCGAUUUAUUUGCUCAUAAGCACAACAUUAAAAUUGAUGGUAUUUGCGACACUUUCGUUGAGCUGUGUGUGACGCGUCAGGAUCGAGGACUUUGCUCUCUAAGGGAGGCCAUAUCUUUAACAUUGAAUAUACCGAUGUCCGAAUUAACCUGUGAUGAGAUCGAAAGCCCAAGGGAGUCGGUACGGAACUUUACCGGUCGUCCGUUGUCUAAGGAUCAACUUCAGAUCCUGGGAAAGCUUGCCAUAUUGCAACAAAAAUUACACGACAGGCUAAUUUAUGGAAACAUUUGCACUGAGCUGCAGCAAAUGACUACAAACUUUAGUUAUGAAUUCAAAAAACAUUCGAAUUCCACUGAAGAAAUUGCCUUAAAUAUGGCACCUGAAAGCAAAAUAGGAACCGAAUGCAUCAAUCAAUUUUAUUUAAUUUCUACCAAAAUGAGUGACUCCUGAUUUAUUUCUGUUAAUACAUUGUUAUUCGAACUAUGCAUAUAAAAACCUGCACGGACUACAGUAGAAUCCUGUUAUAGCGACUUUCAAGGGACCGUCGUUAUAUCCGGAACACCCACUAUCCAAAAGUUGAAAAAUAAAAUUUUGUUUAUUUUAUGGUAGCCAUAGGUUUUUAAAAUAAAACUAAUUAAUGUUUUAAUCAAUUUAAUUUGUAUGGGAACCCACCAAGUCAUCGAAUUUUCGUCACAAAAACCGGACGGACGCUAUAAGCGGCGUCGUUAUAACCGGAUUCUACCUUAUCUAUAUUUUUGCUUGGCUCCAUUCCAAAAAAAAAAG
Drosophila sulfurigaster albostrigata is the source of this 1352-nucleotide messenger RNA. RefSeq names its product protein Exd1 homolog. The record is from RefSeq and is a predicted model, not a curated record. Lineage: Eukaryota; Metazoa; Arthropoda; Insecta; Diptera; Drosophilidae. The coding region runs from base 153 to 1019 and encodes 288 amino acids. The transcript has 2 exons. Gene Ontology annotation, molecular function: nucleic acid binding.